UUCGUUCAACCUUCACCCAAUCACUUGGUUAGUACAGAAACAAAGAACACACACAAGACAAGCACCCUCAAACCAACACCUUAGAUCUUACAAUGCUAUCUCAUUCUCAAUCAUGUGUUAUGGUUAUUGCAACAUUACUUUUAUUUGUUCUAGCACAAAGUGUGAAUCCACUUUCAGAAGCUGACAAGAUAAGCACUUUGCCGGGGCAGCCAUCAGUGAAAUUCCAGCAAUAUGCUGGUUACGUUACAGUGGAUGAGAAGCAGAAGAGAGCCUUGUUUUACUACUUUGUUGAAGCUGAAGUUGAGCCAGCUUCAAAGCCACUAGUUCUAUGGUUAAAUGGAGCAAUUAAGAUGCUUUGUGGGUUUUGAAGGGCCUGGCUGUUCUUCUGUUGGAGCUGGAGCUUUUGUUGAGCAUGGACCUUUCAAACCAAGUGAAAAUGGUCUUUUGAAAAAUGAAUAUAGUUGGAACAAAGAGGCAAAUAUGCUGUACUUGGAAUCACCAGCUGGUGUUGGUUUCUCCUACUCUGCCAAUAAAUCUUUCUAUGACUUUGUGAACGAUGAAAUAACAGCAAGGGACAAUCUUGUUUUCCUACAGCGUUGGUUCACUAAAUUCCCAGAGUUCAAAAACAAUGAUUUCUUUAUCACAGGGGAGAGCUAUGCAGGUCAUUAUGUACCCCAGCUUGCCCAACUCAUUGUUCAAACCAAGACCAAGUUCAAUCUCAAGGGGAUAGCAAUAGGGAAUCCUCUUAUGGAAUUUAACACGGAUUUUAAUUCCAGAGCUGAUUUUUAUUGGUCCCAUGGACUGAUAUCAGAUUCAACUUAUGAAAUCUUCACUAAAGUAUGCAACUAUUCCCAAAUUAGGAGACAAUAUCAAAGUGGGACAGUUACCCCCAUUUGUGCAGGAGUAAAUAGGCUAGUGUCAAAGGAAGUUAGCAGAUAUAUUGAUGCAUAUGAUGUUACUCUUGAUGUGUGUCUUUCAUCAGCAGAUCAACAGUCUUAUGUGCUGAAUCAACUGACUCAACUGCAAGAGGGAGGGAACAUAGAUGUUUGUGUGGAAGAUGAAACUAUCACAUAUCUGAAUAGGAAAGAUGUGCAGGAAGCUCUCCAUGCUAAGCUCGUAGGAAUCACCACAUGGUCAACUUGCAGCAGUGUUGUCAAAUAUGACAUGCAAAAUCUAGAGAUUCCAACCAUUUCUAUCCUGGGUGCAAUUGCAAAGUCAGGUAUCAGGGUUCUGGUAUAUAGUGGAGAUCAAGAUUCAGUCAUCCCAUUGCUUGGGACAAGAUCCCUGGUAAAUGGAUUAGCCAAGGACUUAGGACUGAACACAACAGUGUCCUAUAGAGCCUGGUUUGAAGGAAGACAGGUGGCUGGUUGGACACAAGUAUAUGGAGACAUUUUAUCAUUUGCCACCAUAAGAGGAGCAUCUCAUGAAGCUCCAUUUUCCCAACCAGAGAGAUCACUGGAGCUACUAAAAGCAUUUUUGGAAGGAAAGCCACUUCCAGAACCAUUCUUUUAAAUGAGUUAAUAGAUAAUAGUGGUGUUCCUAGCACAAUGAGAAGAAACUUAACUCAUUCAAACCCCUCACAUAAAUGAUUACUCCUAUUGGAUCACCUUUUAAUUGUUAUCAACUUUACUUCUAGCUUUCUGCAUUUUGUUCUAUCUUCACACCGAGUGAAUGUUGACAUUGGCAAUAUUUAGUUGACCAAAACAAGAUGAUCUUCCAAAUGUACCUACAAAUUUAUUAGUUCUGCCUCGAACAUUCACUGUGAUUUGAAUUUUUCAACCUUCUUAAAAAUGGAUGUAUUGUCAGCUAAUUUUAUG
Cajanus cajan (pigeon pea) is the source of this 1817-nucleotide messenger RNA. RefSeq names its product serine carboxypeptidase-like 45. The record is from RefSeq and is a predicted model, not a curated record. Gene Ontology annotation, cellular component: vacuole. Gene Ontology annotation, molecular function: serine-type carboxypeptidase activity. NCBI's taxonomy places the organism in Eukaryota, Viridiplantae, Streptophyta, Magnoliopsida, Fabales, Fabaceae. Gene Ontology annotation, biological process: proteolysis.